CGCCAAUUAUGAGUUAGAACACAAAGUUGCAUCGGUGUAAUUUUCAGUCCUGGAAUUCAGGUGUAACAGUGUCGAAAUAGUAUCGGGUGUUUUCUCAAAUUAAUUUUGUAUUCAAAGUUUCCUCCUUAAUUAACAUAUCGGAAUGGACAAACUCAUCAAUGUUGAUUUCUUUGUUGAAUUCGAGGAAUGAAUGAUGGUUCUUGCUUUAGCCUAUGGAUGAACACGGCAUGGAAAAUGAACAUUCGGAAUGUAGAGUAAGUAAAAAACCACAUAUGUUCACGCAGUUUGUUUUGGAAUCGGUCAGACAACAACAUGUUAAAAAUUUAGAAUCAAAAAUGCUUUCUUCUAACACAGAAUAUCUGCCAACAAAAUGCAGGGUUACCAAACCACCACCACCAAAGCCAGCUGCGAAUCCUCUACAGUUCAUAAAGGUAGCACCACCUCCUCUCUUUCAGAAAGCAAAAGAGCAGAUACAGAAGGUGGAGAAGAUCAAAAAAGAAAGGAGAGAGGUGCAAGACGAAACUGAAGAUUGGCAAGCUUUUUCUAUUUCGCAGAACUUGGAUAACUGGAAGAGCAGCCGAAGGAAAUUACAAGAACAUAUUAUUGAAAGAGUGGUGGAAGUGAAGAAGUUUGAACAUCAAGACAGCGGCAGAUCAAGGCGCAGAAGCAAAACAUUCAAUGAAAUCUUAGAAGAAAGAGGGAAGUCCAAAUAUUCAAUACCGAUAUACUUGGACGAAGCUAACGACUGGAAUGAUUUUGGCAUAUCCGACUCAAGGAGUGAUAAAAGUCAGGACUCAAGAUCAAGUGAAAGGAAUACAUCGACUGUUGAUCAGUAUUCAAGUGAUGAUUCAUCUUCAAGGAAAGAUUCUUCGUCUGCAGCUGAAUAUGUUUCGAAUGCCUCUAAAUCAGAUAGUGGAUACAACAACAAUAACUACCAAUCUAUAUCACAAACGCAGCUAGAUUCUAAAGAGAGAUAUGAUAAUAACACAUCAAAAAUUGGGCAGUAUACUUACGAGGGGGCAAUAGAAGGUUAUAGGUCUAGAAUAAAAUCUAGAAUAGACGACUCAAUUCUAAAUAAAAUAUCCGAAAUGCCAAAGCGCAAUUCAGAAAUCAUUUCUGUUGUCCCUAAAGGGGAAAUUGUAAAAAGGAAGGAGUUGUUCGAUAGACAACACACAGAUGAGGAAAAUAUACCCAAGACGACAGCUCGCGUUUUGCAGGAGUUUGAAAACUCAGUUAGUAUUAAACAAAGAUUGAAAAGUUUGGAGAAAUGCAGUGAUCAAACAGUUAAAUAUGUAGAUAAUAUUAAUAUAAAGCCCAAAGUGAAGCAGAUCUCCCAACUUUUCGACAAACCGUGUACAGAAAAUAUAAGGAACGAUUACAACAAUGAAGUCACGAUGAACAACAAUGAUCACUACAUGCAACGUCGUGAAAAAGUCAAUAUAAACAUUGUUCCCUGGAGAGAUAGGGUGAGUUCAUCUGAGAACUCAGAUAUUUAUAUGUAUCCAGAUAAAAGUGAUUUGAAAGAAGUUGAGAGUCAAAGCGAUGACAAGUCUUCCGAUACAUUUUACAGUGGAUUGGAGGAUACGAACUAUCCACCUUCUGUUUCUUCAACGGAUUAUAUGGCACUUUCAUCGGAUAGAGAGGAUAGUGGCAUUCACACAGCAGACGUAUCUUGCUCUGUCAGCCAAGCCGACGAUACUGCUGAAGAAGUCGAAUCCAAUACCAAUUCGCAUGAAACUGUUAACGAUGAUUUUCAACCUGGAAAAAAAUAUUACAAAGACAUGGAAGAUAACAAUAAUCUUUAUGAAGAUCAUGUACUUAAACUAACUGAGGAGAAUGUGAACAAUCAAUCAAACAUUGAUUUACUUGAUGGUACUAACUCUCAGUAUGAACCAAGUACAAUUUCGAGCAUUUCGAAAGACAGUAUGUUUGAUUCUCCAGAUCCUCAAUCACAAAGAAUUGAGGAAAAUGCUUUGGAAGAGGUAGACUCGAUAAUAUUAAGUUCAACUGGAGCGGAAGAGUUUUCGGAGAAAGAGGUAGAAAUCAAGAAUGAAGAAUCGCAUCAACUUGAGCAUUUACCUGAUGUUAAGGAAGAAAAUACCAAAACUAUUGAUAUAAGGUGUACUGAGAAUCAACUUCUUGACAAUAUUGACUACUUAAAUAUGGUAGACCCUUUGUCACCUAUAACUAACGAGGAAUAUGUUUUUGAUCCAAAUUUUCCUCUUUUACCAACGAAAAUGGUUGAACCCCCUAAAGAGAAACCACCUCCGCCUCCAGUACUUGACGAUGAGAAACCUCAAGAUUUGAACAUUAAAAGAAUGAACUCUACAAAGAGAAUUAAAAAAGAGAUCACCCUGAAGCGAUCAAGUUUUUUAGGUUUGAAUGAUCCUAGCGAUACUGAAAGAGACCUUUUGGAAGGGAUUUCUAUUGCAGUAUCUGAAGAAGAACAAUCGAAAGUUGAAGAGAUAUUAGCAAAACAGUUGUAUGAGAGAAAAAUAAGUGAUUAUGGUAGUGCUGAGAGUCAGGACUCUGGAUUAGACAUUGACAAUAGUGUAAUCAGUAAGACAUCAACUGACGCUUCGGACAAUUCUGUUGAACUAUUGGAUAUACCAAAAUCGCAAGUUUCUGCUAUUGAAGAAGAUGAAAUAACAAAACAAGAACGUGAAAUAAUCGAGAUGGUGGAAAAAGCUGAGAAUUUUCGAGAUUUCGACAAGAAAUCUGAAGAAAGGGCACCGGAAAAAGUACAAAAACCACCAAUUCCAUCAGUCCGUACUAUACCUUCAACCACGUAUGUACCAAAGGCGGCUGAUGCCUCUUAUUAUGAUAAGAAACCUGAUUACUUGGAUGAUCAGGAUUCAGAAGUGCUAAAGGUAGAGCAGGAACUACAGCAAUUGGAACAGGAGGAAUUGAAGAGAAAACGUGAUAAUUUACUGUUCCGACAGGCUUGCUCUAGGGUUUUCGCUAAAAAUAAACGUUACUCUCUGGAAAACAUUUUCGACAACACAACUACAGCACUUGAAUGCAGAAAAUCGAUGCCGGAACUCCAAUGCUUAAAAAUCGAAAAAGAACCACCAAUUAAAACAAACAAUACAUUCAGAUCGAUCCAUGAUGUCGAUCUGAAAUUCAGGAAGUCUGUGCCAAAUAUACCUGGAUAUCUCUACACAAAUUACACCCAUCCUGCAAUAAGUGACUUUCAAACUGUUGAAACUUACGAAAACAUUUCCCAACCCAAGUUCCAACAUGAUAUCCAUCGUUCAGCCUUUGAAGUACCUGUGAGAAAACCCAUUCUACCAUAUGAUCCUGCAGGUGUUCCCAAAUAUCACAACACCAAUAAAUUUCCUCAAACUGGUCAACCAUCUUCUUUUCACUAUAAACCAACAAGUUUUAUACCGACUAAUGGAGAGCCACCACCACUUAAAGCUCGAUAUCGAAACACUAAUAGCAAUGCUUGGCGCAAAGCUCGUCCUAAUAUUGAGACUAGAAGUUAUGAUCAGCAUUGGCUGUAUCAGGAGGCUGAAUUGAGGAGACUACAAGAUCAAAAAAAUUUCAACAGCUGGCAGUAUAAACAAAUAUCUGAACCCUCAGUACCGAAUAUCUCAAAUAGAGGUCCAAUUCUCCCAUCUAAUGCAAGCUCCAAAAGCUCCAUAAGAAAGUUAACCAGUGUAAAUAAUGAUAUUCAACCAUAUGCGGAACACCAAAAUAUGGGACCUCCGUUACCAGUAAAUCAGCCUAGGCCUGUUGCUGUGGAGGAAGGUCCUAACAGGAUUUUAAGUGUUAGUGGAAAAAAGAAAUGUUCUUUUUGUGGCAAUGAGUUAGGUAGGGGAGCAGCUAUGAUAAUAGAAACUUUGUGCCUUUUCUAUCAUAUGGAAUGUUUCAAAUGCUGUGUAUGCCAUGUUCAACUAGGAAAUGGUCUAAACGGCACAGAUGUUAGAGUAAGGAACCAGAAGCUCCAUUGCCAUAACUGCUACUCUAGCGACGAUGGUGUUAAGUUCAGUUGUGUCUAACCUAUUAUCGUUUAUUUUUACUAAAAUAUCUGUUGUACAUCCAUCUGUUGGAACAAAUAUAUGUAUUAUUCGAUAAAUGUAUAUAAAAUUAGAUAUUUAUUAUUGUUAUAUUCAUUGUAAUUCUAUAGCUAGAAUUUGUAUCUAUAUACUUCUGUAUUGAAAAUAAAAGAUAAAUAACA
This is a messenger RNA of Harmonia axyridis, 4183 nucleotides long. Its product is annotated as LIM domain only protein 7. Gene Ontology annotation, cellular component: stress fiber. The transcript is spliced from 11 exons. Bases 213 to 4004 code for a protein of 1263 amino acids. Gene Ontology annotation, molecular function: myosin II head/neck binding. The record is from RefSeq and is a predicted model, not a curated record. NCBI's taxonomy places the organism in Eukaryota, Metazoa, Arthropoda, Insecta, Coleoptera, Coccinellidae. Gene Ontology annotation, biological process: positive regulation of stress fiber assembly; regulation of focal adhesion assembly.